Molecule: messenger RNA, 1576 nt
Organism: [Torrubiella] hemipterigena
Lineage: Eukaryota; Fungi; Ascomycota; Sordariomycetes; Hypocreales; Clavicipitaceae
Source: the annotation of a GenBank genome assembly
CGACACCAUACAACUGCACUUGUAUCUGCAGCUGCUCUUUUCGCUUUCAACGUCGAGUUCCAUCAAUUAUGUCUCGUGGAAGCCAAACCCUUUACGUUACCGGGUUUAGCCACGGCACCCGCGCGCGCGACCUCGCAUACGAGUUCGAACGGUAUGUCAACCACGCCCAAGGCACCGGAUAGCCUACGCCCAACCCCCGAUUAUCGCCGUCGUCCUCGUCCUCGUCAUCGCUUUCGUCAUCGCCCUAGCUUCGCCCUCGCACUUAUUCGUCCACGCCCUCGUCCCGAUCCACGCCCCUCGCUUGCGCUUCCCCACGUCCCCCUCCCCGUGUACGAGUUCAGACAUCCCCGUAUGAGAACAGCUGGUGCGCUUCAAACGCGGGCAAACCAGCGCCAAGACCAGUAUAUUCACAACUCUAUAUGAUGUUAUAGUGUUCCCCAUUCUUCUACAUCCAUUGGGUAUAAGCUACAUAGAGAACGGAGUGGUUUGACGGAAGCCUGGCAAAAGCAUCCUUGCAUUUUUUCUGACGGGAUAUGACACUCGCACUUUGGCAUCAUGCUCCAGUUAGAACUAUCCAGGUUAAAUUCAUAACUAACAGUCGAAUCUAUAGCUAUGGGCGUCUCGUUCGCUGCGAUAUUCCUGCACCACGCUCUACUUCCAGCCGCCUCUUUGCAUUCGUCGAAUACGAAGACAAGCGAGAUGCUGACGAUGCAUAUCAUGAGAUGCAUAACAAGCGCAUGGGGCGUGACGAUAUGCUAAAGAUCGAAUGGGCGAGAACACCCCCAUCCGCCUCAUGGCGCUUUGAAUCAGGUCGUGAACGUGAACGUCGCAGUACUCGCUCACCUCGUCGUGGUCGAUCCCCGUCUCCUAGACGCAGUACGCGUGACUACUCCCCUCGCAAGGAAGAAAGACGCGACCGCGACCGCGACCAUGAUCGUGAUGGUAGAAGAGACCGUGAUCGCUCUCGCAGCCCCGACAACCGUGAUCGUGACCGCGACAGCAAGGAGAACCGUGACGAUCGUGACAGACGUGACGGUGCUGGCAGCGGAGAUGACCGCAAAGCUGGUGAAAGCCCGGCUGCUGCUAACGAGGAUCUUGACGUUGCCGAGUAAACGGAUCCCAGCAACCACCUUGUCAACCAGUAUGAUGUCUAAUUUCUCCAGAUCCAAUGUAGAUUAAUCGGUCGGUUGUAGCUUGAAGCAUUGCAUCAAAGUGCAUCGCUUGCUGAAUAGGGCAAAACUGUUCUAUCCAUAGUUAACUAAUUUGUAAGAUUGAAUUUUCACUUUAAUUGCUGCCAAAUAAGGAACAGAGCAAGCAUUAUCGGUUGUAUGUAGCCUUAUAUCGGCUUUAUCGCUCAAGUGCAAUCGCAGUAGCCACAGGAUAAUAAUCAAAUAACCUAGUAUCUAUAUUCUGCUAAACAACUACGACAUGAAGUGUCAAAGUUGUACAGACAGUGGAUAACAAUUUAUUUACUUGCCAAUUUCGUCCUAGGCCUGGGCGCGACGAAAACCGACGAUAAGCCGGCGUAAGUAGUUGUUCCCCAUACAUGCUCCACUGAAUACCUCGCUGGCUCUGG